Messenger RNA from Condylostylus longicornis, 1008 nucleotides. RefSeq lists its product as uncharacterized. The record is from RefSeq and is a predicted model, not a curated record. The coding region runs from base 1 to 1008 and encodes 335 amino acids. NCBI's taxonomy places the organism in Eukaryota, Metazoa, Arthropoda, Insecta, Diptera, Dolichopodidae. The transcript has 2 exons.
AUGUUGCCGAUUUUCGAACAAUCGCUCAAUCUUAUUAAAAAUCAGACAUCAAUUGUUGAGGCUACAGUUAAUUUACUAAAGAAAACAAAUACAGAAAGAGCACAACAGUUAAACAUAAUCAAAGAUGAAAUGGAAGAAAUAAACAGAACGCUAAAAUAUUUAUUACCCAAGGAAAAAGAUGAAAAUCUGCAAAAGAUGUUUUUAAUGUUGGCGCAAUAUGUUUCAUUACUUAAUAACGAGUUAGAAAAAAAACACAUUACGAUUUUGGACAUAAUCCAUGAUAUUCAUCAUGGAUCACCAAAUCAAGUAACAGCAUAUUUAGAAGAUUUGGUUCAAACCAUUCCUGAAGGAUUACAAGCACCAUCUCUAACACAGUUAUAUAAAUUGACAACAAUAAAGUCCAAAAUUACAAAAACAUCAGUUAUAUUCGUGUUAUACAUCCCAUUAAUAAAAUCAUCAGAAUUUGAAGUAUACAAAAUUAUUCCUUUUCCUCAGCUAUUUAACGGCACAUUUUUUAGUAUUGAAACAAGUAAUGAACUUGUUUGGACUAAUUUGCAUAAAAAUACAGUAUAUACAUUAUCAGAUAUAGAAUGGAGGGACUCUAUUUCUGUCAGUUCUUAUCAAACAAUAGCAGAUAAAUGCAACAUAAAACUAACAAAAAGUAAUAAAUAUUGGGUUCAACUAACAAGAAAGAAUUCAUGGCUUUAUUCAUUAGAUAAGGAGUAUCUUAUUAAUAUUGUGUGCGAUGAUCUCGCUUAUCAACAAAGGCUUAAAGGGUUGUUGAAUUUUCAUGAAAAUUGUCUAUUAAAGGAUGACGAAGUAGUCAUACAAACUUUUCAUAUAGAAUCUUCAUUAUUUAGCAGUAUGCAUAUUAAUAGUUUAAAUUUAACAGAUUCAUUUUCUGCCAAAUAUGGCAAAAUUAAGCAGCCAUUACAAGCCUUGAAGAAGCAAGAAAGCAGUUUUGAAGCAAUGUCAUAUCAUGACAAACAUCAGUACUCAGUGUUCUGA